ACACAACCGCCUCCAGCAGCAGCACCGCCACGAGCAGCGGCACCUCCAGCAUGGCUUACAAGCUGAUCGUCCUCGCCGCGGUGGCGGCCGUGGCUCACGCCGGGUACCUGGGCGCGCCUGCUAUCGUCGCUCCCGGUGCCGCCUUCGCCGAGCCCGCCUACGCCGCCCCCGCCAUCGCCGCCGCCCCCAUUGGUAGCUACGGCCCAGCCGUUGCCGCUGCCCCAGUAGCCAGCUACGCCCCCGCCUUUGUCGCCGCCCCCGUCGCCAGGUUCGCCCAGGCCGUCGCUGCUGCCCCCGCCGUCAGAGCUGCCCCCGCCCCCGCUCCCGCCCCCGUCGCCGCCGCCGCGCCAGCCACCGUCGCCACAGAGUACGACCCCAACCCCCAGUACAGCUACGGCUACAGCGUGUCUGACUCCAUCACCGGAGACUCCAAGAACCAGCAGGAGACCCGCAACGGCGACGUCGUCCAGGGCAGCUACAGCCUGGCCGAGCCGGACGGCUCCAUCCGCACCGUCGACUACACCGCCGAUCCGGUCAACGGCUUCAACGCCGUCGUGCACCGCCAGCCGGGCACCCACCCCGCCCCCGCACGUUCCGCUGCCGCCCCCGCCCCCGCCCCCGCCCCUGCCGCCAGGGCCGCUCCAGCCCCUCAACAGGCUGCCAGAGCUGCCUACUCUGGGACUGCAGCGUCCGCCGCUCCUUCCGCUAGGGCCUACGGCCCCGUUCUGUCCUAUGGCAAGGUUAUUCUAGCCUAAAUGCUAUUUAUUCUAGGCUAGAUGUUAUUUAUUCUUGACUUCAUUUCCCUCCUUAUGUGCACUGCAUAGAUUUAGCACUGUGGAAUUAACUAUUUGUAAUCUUUAGUCUUAAAUAAACAUCUUUGGAGACAUA
This is a messenger RNA of Schistocerca gregaria, 888 nucleotides long. Its product is annotated as cuticle protein 21-like. The transcript has 2 exons. Gene Ontology annotation, cellular component: extracellular matrix. NCBI's taxonomy places the organism in Eukaryota, Metazoa, Arthropoda, Insecta, Orthoptera, Acrididae. The record is from RefSeq and is a predicted model, not a curated record. The coding region runs from base 51 to 755 and encodes 234 amino acids.